AUGUUCGCAUUGACCAUCGCGCUUUCCCUCGCACUACCGGCUCUGGUCUCGGCCGAGCUCACCUUCGCCAACUCUCAGGUCAAGACCCUCGACGCGAGAGGGUUCCGGAGGGCCGUAGAGCCAAACGCUACGAGUCUCAUCGCUUUCAUGUCCCCGGUGUGCCCGACGUGCGAACGCAUCAGCUUCGAGCUUAGCAAGGCGGCGUUGGGUCUUUAUCCUCACAUCCCGGUGUACGCUGUAGACUGUGAAGAGGGCCCGAACAGGCAACUAUGCGUAGAGCAGGGCGCGUUUGAGCUUCCCACUGUCAAGCUGUUCCAGCGCGGUUCAUCAAUGCCUCCAAAGCUGUACGACCUUCCUCAGGAGAUGUCCGGAAGCGCGUUCUUCUAUUGGGCCGAGCGCAAUGUCCCGCAUGAGAACAGGAAGUUCUAUCAUAUUGACGACAUCAAGUCCUGGAUCGCAGAUCCAGAGGAGGGCAGGAGGCCGCGCGUACUGCUCCUCACGAGGGCGAAGACCGUUCCUCUUGUUUGGCAAGUAGUUGCAAACAAAUACCGCGACGACUUCAAGUUCGCGAGUCACCGUGAUCGUAAGGGGAGGUCGUCCGUCGCGAUGGGUUUCGAGGCUGGUGGCGACAAGGACUCGAAGAUCUUGUACUACCCUCCGGGAUCGACGAUGCCCAUCAGGUUCCAAGGUAUCCUAAAGACGGAUCAGAUCUCCAGGUUCCUCGACUCCAUCAUCGACGGUACCGUGGAUCUUACCACAGUCAACGCCGAGGCCGCCGCUGCCGCAGAAGAGUACGAGCCCUCAGAGGAGGAGGAAGAGAUUGUGCGACAGCAGGAGGCUCAGCGUAUCGCGCUGGCGCAUGGCGGUUUCGAAGACCUCAUCGACUUCGAGGAGGCGAUCAAGCAAUACGGCCCGAACUUCCACGGCGCGCACGGUGCCGGAGCACAUAUGCUGGGCGACAUGCCGAAGAAGAAGAAGGCCGCGGAGAGCGCAGAGGCGAAGGAGAAGAAGGAGGACCCGAUUCACCGCAUUCUCAAAGCCCAAGCUGAGCGCGAGGCGCGCUUGCGGACCGAGAAGCCCUCUCCCAUGCCUAACACGGCUAACCCCGAACCCACGGAGACGUCGUCAGUGGACGCGGCCACGGAGUUCGUUGGAGCUACGCCAACGCCGGCGUCAGUGAAGUCCGCUCCCCUACCAGUAGAUAUAGAGUCUGCGCCCAAGCAUGAGGAACUCUAG
This is a messenger RNA of Peniophora sp. CBMAI 1063, 1236 nucleotides long. NCBI's taxonomy places the organism in Eukaryota, Fungi, Basidiomycota, Agaricomycetes, Russulales, Peniophoraceae. The record is from the annotation of a GenBank genome assembly.